Messenger RNA from Nomascus leucogenys (northern white-cheeked gibbon), 1006 nucleotides. Its product is annotated as 5E5 antigen-like. Lineage: Eukaryota; Metazoa; Chordata; Mammalia; Primates; Hylobatidae. The transcript has 3 exons. Bases 1 to 888 code for a protein of 295 amino acids. The record is from RefSeq and is a predicted model, not a curated record.
AUGGCGAAUUUGCAACAAUUCGGAAGAAAUCAGAGCCGAACCAUUGGCCAAACAGGUAACCAAAAUCCGUGCAAGUUUGUGGAGCUGAAGCAAUCCUCCCACACAUGGGGCCUUGGCGCCCCUCCGUCCCUGAGACUUACAGACCAAAAAUAUGAGAGAGAGAGAGAAACCAGCGUUCGAGUUCGUCCGGAGCGACCACAGAGCGCAGAACGCGGCGGCUUGGGCGCUGGGGGCGCGGCACGCUUCUCCCGGGCUGCAGGGCCUCUUACUCCAUCCCAGUGCAGGGCGCGGAGGCGGCGGCGACGGCAAGGACGGCGGUCGGGCGGCGGCUUCCUGGAUCUAGUGCAAGACGCCGCGGCGGCGACGAAGGUUGCUGUUGCGGCUGACGGACGCCGCCGCCGCGCUCUCCAUAUCCGACGCCGGGCCCAGACUGCGCCCUGGGUCUCCACCCCGUGGGUUGCAGCCCGCAGUUCCCCGAGGUGGCGAAGCGGGCGAGAGUCCUCAACCCGGAGGGGAGGGCCGGGGAGGAAGUGCGCGGGCCGCCGCCGGCGGGAGGGAGGGGGCGGGGGACAGGUCCGGCCGGGCCGCGGCGGCGCCCCUCGCUCCUCAGUCGCACACUCCGGGGUCACCAGACUCAAGCGCCGCCCCCUCACUGCCCGGCCAUCUUUUCGGCGCCGCACACACAGACGACUCCUCCGCCGAGCACGACGGCCGCCGCUGCCCUCAGCGCUCCCCGUCCGCGGAAGACAAGCGCCCACACCGCCAGGCCCCGCCGCCGCCCAGCGCACAGAGCAAGGCCCCGCGGCAGGCCCCUCCCCCGUGCCUUGCCGCCCUCACCCCGACUCCACGCGCCACUCCAGCUCGGAGAUCAAGGGCACUGGGAUAUAAAUAAACAAAAGCCUGACUUAGUGGAUGACUUCCCUCCCAUCUCAAAGUACAAAACCUUUUUUUGAGUAGCACAAAUCGUAACGCCAUAGGAAGCAUUUCUUAUCUCUGUACACACCAA